Molecule: messenger RNA, 2849 nt
Organism: Toxotes jaculatrix (banded archerfish)
Lineage: Eukaryota; Metazoa; Chordata; Actinopteri; Toxotidae
Gene: znf503
Product: zinc finger protein 503
Exons: 2
Coding region: 312-1997 (561 amino acids)
Biological process (GO): negative regulation of DNA-templated transcription
Cellular component (GO): nucleus
Source: RefSeq, a predicted model, not a curated record
GAACUAAUUCAGCUGCUUUUGAAGUGAAAAUUUCUACCAGUUCGUACUUCGGGAGUACAGAGCGAGGACCUGCAGACAGGCGCACACAAGGCGCAGCGCUCAUGGUGCAAGACGCAGCCACGGAUCUGCGAUAACCUCGCACGGUCUCCUUCCAGCUGCCGCGCCUUGCUCCUUUACUACCAGGAUUACCUAUUAUUGAACCGUUUUACGAUUUUUCCCUUUUUUUCCCUGAGAGAGAGGCUCGAUGCUUUUUUGAUUUUCUUAAUGAAUCUGACGAAAGCAUCGCCGUUUCAUUUCCUGACAAUUGGGACAUGAUCACGUCGCCCUCGGCGUCUGCCUUGAAAAAUAGUGAUAUUUGUGUAGCCUGGGAAAGCAGCAGUUCUCGGAAUAGCAGCUCGGCGAGCAUCAACAAGCCUUUUCUCCACUCCGCACCUCCGUUUGAUCCACUACGGCAAGCUAACCGACUUCCCAUCAAGGUUUUGAAAAUGCUUACCGCACGGUCGGGACACAUUUUGCACCCGGAGUAUCUGCAGCCUUUGCCUUCUACCCCGGUUAGUCCCAUCGAGCUAGAUGCCAAGAAAAGUCCGUUGGCUCUGUUGGCGCAGACCUGCUCUCAGAUCGGCAAACCGGACCCACCACCCUCCUCCAAAUUAUCUUCCGUAACACCAAAUGGAUCUAGUGAGAAGGAAUCUAAAUCCGGUCCUUUGAAAUUGAGUGACAUCGGUGUGGAUGACAAAUCUAGCUUCAAACCUUAUUCUAAACCUUCAGAUAAGAAGGACUCGUCUUCGGGCGUCUCGGGCGGAGAGAAGUCUGGUUUCCGAGUGCCGAGCGCCACCUGCCAGCCGUUUACGCCGCGGACAGGCAGCCCCAACUCCAGCACUUCAGCCUCCCCUAUGCCAUCAGAGGGGAAAUGUGGGGACAGGGAUGAAAAGAAAGAGUCUGAUUGUAAUAAAAAUGGCACUACGGACGGGUCUGGCACCACGAGCCACAGCAGGAUAAGCGUGAGUUGUGGUGGAAUUAACGUGGAGGUCAACCAACACCAGGAGACGACGCCUGGCACUAAAACCACCUCCUCUUCGGAGUCCUCAUCUGUAACUUCUGUAUCCUCCGCAUCCGUUCUCGGGUCAGGACUUGUGGCGCCGGUUUCUCCUUACAAACCGGGGCAGACAGUUUUCCCUCUGCCUCCUGCUGGCAUGACCUAUCCAGGUAGCUUGGCUGGGGCCUAUGCUGGUUACCCUCAACACUUCCUGCCCCACGGAGGGAGUUUGGUAAACGCACAGCUGGCUAGUUCACUGGGCUGCAGUAAGGCUGGAUCCAGUCCUUUGGCUGGGGCUUCUCCACCGUCCAUCAUGUCAGCCAGUCUGUGCAGAGACCCUUACUGCCUCAGUUACCAUUGUGCCAGUCACUUAGCGGGCGCAGCCAGUGCUUCCUGCACGCACGACUCUGCAGCUGCAGCGGCCGCUAACGCACUCAAGUCCAGCUACCCACUAAUGUACCCGACACACCCCAUACACGGCGUUCACUCCUCGGCGCCAUCAUUUAGCGGACACCCCCUCUACCCAUAUGGUUUCAUGCUCCCCAACGACCCUCUCCCCCAUGUUUGUAAUUGGGUGUCGGCAAAUGGACCGUGCGACAAGCGUUUCUCCACCUCGGAAGAGCUCCUGAAUCACCUGAGGACACACACUGCUUUUACCGGGGCUGAGAAGUUGAUAUCUGGUUAUCCCGGGUCUUCAUCACUGGCCAGCGCUGCAGCAGCGGCCAUGGCCUGCCAUAUGCACAUGCCACCGUCAGGAGCCCCCGGGAGCCCCGGGACUUUGGCUCUCAGGAGCCCGCAUCACGCGUUAGGACUCAGUAGCCGCUACCAUCCGUACUCCAAAAGUCCCCUGCCAACCCCUGGUGCCCCUGUUCCCGUCCCCGCAGCCACCGGCCCUUACUACUCCCCUUAUGCACUGUAUGGCCAGAGACUCACCACAGCAUCAGCGCUUGGAUACCAGUGAGGAAAACUGACUUUGAAAAGUUUAUAGUACUAAGAAUGCAAAUAUAAAGACUUUUAUAUUAACAACGCUAAAACUUAUGGGCGGGAUCCGUGGACUUCAACUGUAUUUAUUUAUAUGUCGGCUUAAAAGCAGGCGAGAAAAGCUGCAAAUGGAAAAAUAUUUGAGCAACUCAAAAAGUGCAUUAUGUUGAAACUGAACUCUAUAGGUAAAGUGAAAACACACACGUUAGAGUACUAAUUAAAAGUAGGGGUCUUCAUUUCGAUGUUAAUUUGAAAUUGCUAUGAUUGUAUUUGUUCUUAUUUAAUGUCUCAUUGAGAAGAAAAUAAUUUACAUGCAUGUUUGUUUCUUAAAUUACAAAAAAAAAAGAAAAAAAAAGAAAAAAAUUGUCCACAUUUUAAAUUGCCGUUAUUUUUCAGGUGUACACCUUGGACAGAGAAUUGGUAUUUUUUUGUAUGUAUUCUGGAAAAAAAAAAUAAGAAACAAUUCUGUUCCAUAUCUCCGUGUGCCUCAUUUUCUGAAGUCUUAACAUUAUUCACUUUGAAAUAACACUCAGAUUUAUUUUACAUGGACAUUUUAAAAAUAUUUGGCCCGUUAAAUUUAUGGGGUUAAGAAAAUCUCAUUUGAUCAUUUCCGCGACAUAGGCCUGUGGAUUGUUCAGGCUGUCAUACUUUCUAAAACAGUUCAUUGCUGUCACAUGAGGACAUUUGGACUAUUGGUUCAUCUGAUCUUUCUUUUUCUCCUAUAUUUCUAGCUCUGAUAUUACUUCUGUGCCAAAUGAUGGAGAAGCUUUAAAAGUUUACUUUAAUCAGAGCACACUGCUAUAAAGUUUAAAUUAAAUUCAACUUGAACGAG